This is a messenger RNA of Vidua chalybeata, 4155 nucleotides long. It is a transcript of the gene SUOX, whose product is annotated as sulfite oxidase. Gene Ontology annotation, cellular component: mitochondrion. The coding region runs from base 2443 to 4119 and encodes 558 amino acids. Gene Ontology annotation, molecular function: heme binding; molybdenum ion binding; molybdopterin cofactor binding. Lineage: Eukaryota; Metazoa; Chordata; Aves; Passeriformes; Viduidae. The transcript has 6 exons. The record is from RefSeq and is a predicted model, not a curated record.
CCUGGGGACACCUGGGGACACCUGGGGACACUGAGGAGACACCUGGGGUCACCUGGGGACACUGAGGGACACCUGGGGACACUGAGGGGACACUGAGGAGACACCUGGGGACACUGAGGGGACACCUGGGGACACUGAGGGGACCCUGCCGUGGGAGCUGGGCUGGCCCUGCAGGUGAUGUCACCUGAGUGACCUCGGCCAGGGUCACCCCACAGGGACGUCCCCGUGGUCAUCCUGGCCGUGGUCACUUGGUCACUCCACAGGGAUCUCCUCGGGGUCAUCCUGGCCAGGGUCACCCCCCAGGUGACAUCCCCUGGUGGUCCCAGUGGUGGCCACGAUGUCCCCUCAGUGCUCCCAGUGGUGGCCACAAUGUCCCCCUGCUGGUUCUGGCCCCCAGUGACGUCCUCAGGUGACCCCAGCCAUGGUGGCCCUCCAGGUGACGUCCCCCAGGUGGUCCCAAUGUUGGCCACGAUGUCCCCAGGUGGUCCCAGAGGUGGCCACGAUGUCCCCAGGUGGUCCCAAUGGUGGCCACGAUGUCCCCAGGUGGCCCCAGAGGUGGCCACGAUGUCCCCAGGUGGUCCCAGAGGUAGCCACGAUGUCCCCAGAGGUGGCCACGAUGUCCCCAGAGGUGGCCACGAUGUCCCCAGGUGGUCCCAAUGGUGACCACGAUGUCCCCAGGUGGUCCCAAUGGUGGCCACGAUGUCCCCAGGUGGUCCCAAUGGUGGCCACGAUGUCCCCAGGUGGUCCCAGCCAUGGGCACCCCUCAGGUGCCACCCCCAGUGUCCCCAGUUUGUCCCUGUCCCACUUUGCACUUUAUGGUCAGACGUCCCCUGGGUUCUGUCCCCGUGUCCCCGGGGGUGGCAGCGAGGUGACAGCAGUGCCACCCCCCUGCCCUUUGUCCUUGUCCCUUCUGGGCCCUCGGUGUCCCCACCCUGUCCAGGGGACACCCGGGGUGGGGACACCCCAAAAUUUGGGACACCCUGACGUAGUGGCACCUCAAAAUUUGGGACACCCCAAAACGGUGACACCCUGAAUUUGGGACGCCCCGAGGUGGUGGCACUUCAAAAUUUGGGACACCCCGACUUGGGGACACUCCAAAAUUUGGGACACCCCGACUUGGGGACACCAGAAUUGUCCCCCCAGGCGUGGGGGGUGGCGCCUGUGGGGUGGAGGGACCCGGUCCCGUAUGAAGCCCCUGGGGACACCUCGGGGACAUUCCCGGUGCUCCGGAGCCUCUGGAAUUGGUGACACCGAUGUCCCCAGGGUGGUGACAGAGCCCGCAGGGUCCUUGCCCCGUCCCCACCCUCGGGGACACCUCGAGGACACCUUGGGGACACUCCCAGGGACACUCCCAGGGACACUCCCAGGGACACCUUGGGGACACUGGGGACACCUCGGGGACACUCCCGGGGCCACCUCGGGGCCACUCCCGGUGCUCCAGUGCCUCUGGAAUUGGUGACAUCGAUGUCCCCAAAGUGGUGACAGAGCCCGCAGGGUCCUGGCUGUGUCCCCACCCUUGGGGACACCUUGGGGACACCCCCGGGGCCACCUCGGGGCCACUCCCGGUGCUCCAGAGCCUCUGGAAUUGGUGACAUCGAUGUCCCCAAAGUGGUGGCCGUGUCCCAGCCCUGGACACUGCAGCUCCUGCCACUCUUUUUUUUUUUUUUUUUUUUUUUUUUCUUUUUUUUUUCUUUCCUUUUUCCCAUUUUUCGGCUUUUUUUUCCCCCUCGGAUUUGAUUUUCCUCCCGUUCCGGUUUUUCCCUGCCUUUGGGAAGCUCCUCCCUCGCGGUGAAAUAACAAUCGUGGUAACACAGGCUCGGGUCGCUGAUUCAGCCGCGUAUUUAAUGUAAAGUAAAAAAAAAAAAAAAAAAACCAACAAGGACAAAAAAAACCAAGGAAAAAAAUCCCAAAAAACCGAAAAUUCCCAACUUUCUGUGUGCUCAGGGAGGGGACAGGCGACAACACCGAGGCCACCCGGUGCCAGCAGCCGCUGCCAGAUGGCGGCCCUGCCCUGAUAACGCUUAUCAGAGCUGGCAGCUGCCUGGCGACUCCUGGUUUUUGCCGGUUUUUUUCCUUUUUUUCCCGUUUUUUCCCCCAAAUUCCCACCGGGAAAUUCGGGAGCGGCGCUGCCCCUUUAAAUCCGCGUGGCCGCUUUAAGACCCCCUGGUGCUCCGCGUGGCGUUGCCGCUUGAAGCGGGCCGUGGUGGGGCCCACCCUGAGCGAGGCCACGCCCAUUGGCCCCCGUUAAAGUAAACAGAGGGGCGUGGCCGGGUGGGUCGCGCCCUUUCCGGGGCCACGCCCAUCGCCCCCCUCUUAAAGCGGCCGCGCCCGCAGGGACAUCGCGGGACCGGAACCGUUACGCAGCGUCACCGGGGCCGUUUCCCCGUCCCGGCGCCCGCUCCAGCCGCGCUCUCCCGUCCCGCCGCCGCCGCCGCCGCCGCGAUGCUGCUGCUCCGGGCCAUGGCCGGCCGCAGGCUCCCGCCGCUGAUGCAGCUGCCUCGCGACUGCUCCCGGUUGGCCGCCGGUAGCGCGGCCCCGGGGGGACACCGGGGGACACCGGGGGGACACCGGGGAGAGGCCCCGGGGGGACACCGGGGGACACCGGGGGGACGCCGCGGAGCCGCCCCGGUGCUGGCGGCGCUGCUCGGGCUCGGGGCCGUCCUGGCCUACGGAGAGCGGCGGCGGAGGGUCGCCCAGGCCGCCCAGGCCCGCCCCGCCCCGCGGUACCCCCGUUACACGCGGGCGGAGGUGGCGCAGCACCGCAGCCCGAGCGAGCGCGUGUGGGUCACCUACGGCACCGAGGUGUUCGACGUCACCGAUUUCGUGGAGCUGCACCCGGGGGGAGCGGACAAGAUCCUGCUGGCGGCCGGCGGGGCCCUGGAGCCCUUCUGGGCUCUCUACGCCGUCCACAGCCAGCCCCACGUGCUGGAGCUGCUCCGCGACUACAAAGUGGGCGAGCUGAGCCCCGAGGAGGCCGCGCCGCCGCCGGCCGACACCGGGGACCCGUUCGCCGGGGACCCCCCGCGCCACCCGGCGCUGCGGGUGAACAGCCUGAAGCCUUUUAACGCCGAGCCGCCGCCGGAGCUGCUGACCCAGAGCUUCCUGACGCCCAACGAGCUCUUCUUCACCCGCAACCACCUCCCGGUGCCCGCCGUGGAGCCGGGCUCCUACCGGCUGCGCGUGCAGGGCCCCGGCGGCCGCGCGCUGUCGCUGUCGCUGGCGGAGCUCCGCCAGCGCUUCCCGAAGCACGAGGUGACGGCCACGCUGCAGUGCGCCGGUAACCGGAGGUCCGAGAUGAGCCGCGUCCGGCCGGUCAAGGGGCUGGCGUGGGACAUCGGCGCCAUCAGCACGGCGCGCUGGGGCGGGGCGCGGCUCCGGGACGUGCUGCUGGCCGCCGGUGUCGGCGACAGCGCCGGCGACGGCGAGUGGCACGUGUGCUUCGAAGGGCUGGACGCGGACGCUUCGGGGACGCCGUACGGAGCGUCCAUCCCGUUGCGGCGGGCGCUCAGCGCCGAGGCCGAGGUGCUGCUGGCGUACGAGAUGAACGGGCGGGAGCUGCCGCGGGACCACGGCUUCCCGGUGCGCGUGGUGGUGCCCGGCGUGGUCGGGGCGCGGAGCGUGAAGUGGCUGCGGAGCGUGGCGGUGUCGCCCGCGGAGAGCCCGAGCCACUGGCAGCAGAAGGACUACAAGGGCUUCUGCCCGUCCGUGGAUUGGGAUUCCGUGGAUUUCGGGGCCGCGCCCGCCAUCCAGGAGCUGCCGGUGCAGUCGGCGAUCACCGAGCCCCGGCCCGGCGCCGCCGUGCCCGCCGGGGAGCUGACGGUGAAGGGAUACGCGUGGAGCGGAGGAGGAAGGGAGGUGGUCCGGGUGGACGUGUCCCUGGACGGCGGCCGGACGUGGCGCGUGGCCGAGCUGGGCCCGCGGCCGGAGCGCGGCCGGGGCUGGGCCUGGGCGCUGUGGGAGCUGCGGGCGGCGGCGCCGGCGGGCGCCCGGCUCGACAUCGUCUGCAAGGCCGUGGACCGGAGCUACAACGUGCAGCCCGACAGCGUGGCGCCCAUCUGGAACCUGCGCGGCGUCCUGAGCAACGCCUGGCACCGCGUCAGCGUCACCGUCACCCGCUGAGGGACACUGGGGACAUCGGGGACAUCGGGGACACUG